Penaeus monodon (black tiger shrimp) is the source of this 751-nucleotide messenger RNA. RefSeq names its product glycine-rich cell wall structural protein-like. The record is from RefSeq and is a predicted model, not a curated record. Bases 27 to 470 code for a protein of 147 amino acids. Lineage: Eukaryota; Metazoa; Arthropoda; Malacostraca; Decapoda; Penaeidae. The transcript has 2 exons.
CACUGAGCAAUAGGAGGAAAUUUAAAAUGGCAGGUCCUCUGGUAAAGGCGGCUGUACUGCUGGGAGUGGUGUGUGGAGCUGUGGCUGAUGUAAGCUAUGCUUCCCGCGGUGGAAGCUUUGGAGGUGGAGCUGUUGGAGGCGCCAUCUCCGGAGGACCAGGAGGUUUCGUUGGAGGAGGCAACUUAAUCGGAGGAGGAGGAUUAGGUGUUGGAGGAGGUAGCUUCAUCGGAGGAGGCGGAGUCCAUGGCGGCUUCGGCGGAGGCAGAGUUGACGCAGGUCACCUCGUUGGACAUGGUGUACUCCCUUCAGGCGGCGCUGGAGGUUUUAUUGGAGGUGGCAGCGCAGUAGGAGGCUCUUUCGGAGGCCCCAGUGUGGGUGGUUCCUUCGGAGGCCCCAGUGUGGGUGGUUCCUUCGGAGGCCCUGUUGUCGGAAUAUCUUCCGGACGCGUUAGUGGCAGAUACGGCCGAUAAACUUAUCCUUAUAAGAAAUAGGGAUAGAAAUAACGUAUAAAAGAAUAAAUAUAGACCUAUGAUUUGUUAUGUGUCAUUCUCUAAAUAUUAUAUUAUUACUGAGUCUCUUUAAAGAAAUCCCGUCCGAAAUAACACAACUUGCUUACAUUUGUUUCACAUUAUCACAUUUCAAAAAUCUAUAAUGGAAGAAAGUUGUGUAAUGUCAUAAACAUUUAAGUUUAUCAUUGUUACCUACAAUGCAAUGGAAAAUAGUGAUCUUAAUUGUAAAGAAUUGGAAACAA